AUGGCCGUCGGUCACACCUUUAGUUUUAAGCUCUUAAAGAUUUUUAUAAUUUUAGCCUUACUUGAUUGUAAGACUUAUUAUUCUACUAGACCUUAUAUUGUUCCUAAGGACUCUUACUCAAAGGAUAUCCAUCGACUGAACGCUGAUGGAUUGUUAUUUGGAUUAUUUUCAUGUGAAUAUAUACUGCCUGCUGCUGCUUGUGUUGUUAUCAGGAGAGUUGAUUUGGAAUCUCACUUUGCUGUGUCGUUUGUCCUAACCAAGCAGACUAAACAUGGAACUACAUGCUUGGCGCUUCCAUCCAGGCCUUUUGUCAUCGAUCUUACGGUUCACGUUGACAUAUCACCGAAUCCAGGACCAGAUGCUCAGUGCAAAUCAGAAUACGGCAAAUCAGAUGACAAACUUUUGUCUUGUGCAACAGUAGCGGCAUUACGCUCGAUACGAUAUUCGCGAACAGAUUUACUAUCACCAAAGUGGUUGGUCCACAAUAGUCUGCCGUAUAUAUCUACUACGUUUUCAAGAAGUUUCGAACAGUUUCAGAUGAGUGGUAUGAAUUUAGGAAAGGGUCAAAGAAAUCCUACAAGGCAUCACCAGAAAAUUACUAGCCACUCGGUUUUGAAUACUAAUGAGCAUUGGACAAAUGGGCAACAAUACCCCAUUCAAACAAGGAUAACAACACAGUCACGAAAUAUAUGUCCAUAUUAUAAACGCCCUGAGCGGAAUAACCUGAUUAAAAUCGCCUGUACGCGUAUGGUCCCAUCCUUUAAGCCAAGCUUAGCCACUCAUUUUUGUCUACUAAAUACAAGAUCGCUUAAAAAUAAAGGGGCACUUGUACAUGAUUACAUCAUAGAUCGCAAAGUGGAUAUUUUAGCUUUAACAGAAACUUGGCUCUCUCCUGGAAAUGUCAAUGAAUUUGAAAUAAACGAGACUACUCCAAAUGGUUAUGCAUUUUUACACGUCCCAAGACAUACUCAUGGUGGUGGAGUCGCUGUAGUUUAUAGAAAGUCCCUGCAUCUCAAGCAAAAUCCUACAUAUGACAAGUUUAAAUCAUUUGAACAUAUGGACUUAACCGUGAAGUCCGCAUCGAAAUCUUUAAGAAUUAUUGUUAUAUAUCGACCACCAACGUCAAAAAACAAUAAUUUAACCGAAUCCACCUUUUUUAGUGAAUUUUCUACUUUACUUGAAGAACUUGUACCUUAUUCUGGUACUGGUAGUGUCCUUAUCGCAGGAGACUUCAAUUUCCAUGUUAAUGACUCAAGUAAUGCAUCUGCGAAGAAGUUCCUCAAUUUAUUGACAUCAUUUGACUACAGAAACCACGUACUUACUGCUACUCACAAAAAAGGCCACACACUGGAUCUAUUACUAACACGAUCUGACGACAAAUUUGUAUCAAAUAUAGAUGUCAUUGACCCUGAAAUCUCUGACCACUAGGCGGUGAACUGCAAACUUUUGCUUGCUAAACCACCUUCCGUAAGGAAACAAGUGAGUUUCAGAAACACAAAAGCGACUAAUUUCGAUUUGUUUCGCACCGACAUAAAAAAUUCUAGUCUGCUUAAAACACCCAAUACAUCUACGCUUGCCGAAUCUUAUCAAAACGUACUUUCUACAUUGCUGGAUACCUAUGCACCUGUUAAAACCAAGACAGUAACACUACGUCCUGCUACUCCUUGGUAUACACCUGAGAUUCAAGAACAGAAAAUCAGAAAGAGGCGCUUGGAACGUCGAUGGAGAACUACCAAGCUUACAGUGGAUAGAGAGGUGUACACCCAACAAUGUAUUGUUGUAAAUAGGACUAUCUUUGCAGCAAAAACCAACUACUACAAAGACAUGAUAAACGACUGUGGCUCGGACCAAGGAGAACUUUUCAAGAAAAUAGAUAGGAUGUUUAAAAUGCCAGUAGAAGGGAAAUACCCAUCAUGUGCUUCAUCUGAACAGCUUGCAAAUAACUUUGCAGAUUUUUUCGACAACAAGAUAGAUUCCAUCAAAAAGGAUUUGUCCAUAAAAUCUGCAAAUCUAUUAUGUUCUCAUAUCAUGGACACAACUUUAUUAUCAAAAGACACCAAACUUGAAUCAUUUGCGCCUACAACGACGGAGGAUUUGCUUGUGCUCACACGAAAACUGGUUAAAAAAUCAUGCAUACUUGACCCAAUCCCAGCGAAGGUACUAAUGGAAUGUUAUACUGAUUUAUUACCGGUUAUCACUAAAAUAACUAAUAUUUCACUGGAAACAGCCACUGUGCCAAACAAUUUAAAAUGUGCUGCUCUUGAUCCAAGACUUAAGAAAGAUAGUCUAAGCACUGACGAAUUUUCAAGUUUCCGGCCUAUUUCAAACCUUAAAUUUGUAUCAAAAUGCAUAGAGAAAGUGGUAGCAACUCAGUUGGAUCAACAUAUCACAAGUAAUAAUUUGGACGAACCCAUGCAAUCUGCGUUCAAGAAACACCAUAGUACCGAGACGGCAUUAAUAAAGGUUCAAAAUGACAUUCUACAAGCCAUUGAUAAUCAAAAUUCAGUGAUUUUAUUGCUGCUUGACAUUUCUGCCGCCUUCGAUACGAUUGAUCACGAAAUAUUAUUGUCCAGGCUAUCUUCUAGAUAUGGAAUCACUGGAAAGGCUCAUAAGUGGUUUGAAUCAUAUCUUAAUGAAAGAACAUUUACGGUGCAUAUCUCGGGUGGUCAAUCCACUAAACGCACUCUACGAUCUGGUGUUCCACAGGGUAGUAUUUUGGGGCCAAUGCUUUUUUCACUGUAUAUAGCACCAAUUGGAGACCUUAUGAGAUCAUUGGGCAUCGACUUCCAUCUUUAUGCCGAUGACACGCAAUUAUAUGUUACUUUCAAAUCAAGUAAUCCAGACGAUCUGAUAGUUGCAAAAACGAAGAUCGAAGAGUGUGUCCGUGAAUUAGAUGAAUGGUUGACCAUGAAUAAGCUAAAGUUAAACAGUGACAAGACGGAGAUACUGGUGUUUUCUGCUCGCCAUCGUCCAAGUCCAUCUUUGUCUUAUAUAAAUGUUUGUGAUGAUGUCAUUGGCCUCUCUACCAAGGCGAGAAAUAUUGGGAUUAUAAUGGACUCAAAUGUUACUAUGGAAUCACAAGUAUCAACCAUUUGCAAAUCUGGAUUUUAUUAUUUAAGGAAAAUCAGUAAAGUACGAAAAUAUCUCAGCCUUAAAUCUGCAGAGAUUUUAGUACAUGCUCUGGUUACAUCCCAACUUGAUUUUGGAAAUGCAUUGUUACACGGACUAUCGAACACUGCUCUUGAGCGAAUCCAGAAAGUUCAGAAUGCAGCAGCACGAAUUGUCACAUUAACGAGAUCACAUAACACCAGUGCUAUUCAAUCUACAUUGGCUGCCAAUCAAGGAAAGGAUUCAAUAUAAGAUACUAUUGAUCACUUUUAAGGCUUUAUCUGGACAAGCACCAGGAUACAUUUCUGACCUGUUGGAAGUUUAUGUGCCUAGGCGAAAUUUAAGAUCAUCAUCAGAUAGGAAAUUAGUAGUUCCAAAUUAUAACUUGGAAACCUAUGGUAGACGUUCCUUUAGGGUAUCUGCACCAAUAUUGUGGAAUAAUCUGCCUCAGAAUGUAAGACUAUGUGAAUCUAUAGGAUCUUUUAAAUCAGAAUUGAAAACACAUUUGUUCCGAAUUGUAUAUAAGGAUUUUAUUUAGAGUAAUUUUAACUAUUUUUAGAUCGAUUUUUAUAGUCUAUUUUACAAAACUUUAAAUUAA
Messenger RNA from Paramuricea clavata, 3706 nucleotides. Lineage: Eukaryota; Metazoa; Cnidaria; Anthozoa; Malacalcyonacea; Plexauridae. The record is from the annotation of a GenBank genome assembly.